Molecule: messenger RNA, 6846 nt
Organism: Pygocentrus nattereri (red-bellied piranha)
Lineage: Eukaryota; Metazoa; Chordata; Actinopteri; Characiformes; Serrasalmidae
Gene: ankrd6b
Product: ankyrin repeat domain 6b
Exons: 17
Coding region: 434-2797 (787 amino acids)
Molecular function (GO): protein binding
Source: RefSeq, a predicted model, not a curated record
UCUCCUCACGGCUCCGUCUCUGCUCGUCCACCAGAACUUCAGCCGCUGGUCCUCCCUCUCCCGAAACCCAAACCCAGAAACAGACGGGGCUUUAACUUCGACAGGACCUCCUUCUCUGCUCCGCUGCUAGGCCGUUUCUCCUGUGAGUGUGCAGUGUUGAUUAAUGUUCACUGUGGAAAAGCAUCAAAACAUACAGCCAGAACAGAACGUAUAGAACUGGUCCUCACUUUUCCUGAUUUAUCUGCAAAGGCCUGCAGGAGGACAUGCUGGUUCGAUCACUCCAGCGGCGUAUGUGUGUGGAACCUUGCUCCUCUCUCCUCUUCCUCACUCCCUGCUCUGAGAAAAUGAGUUAGAGGAGUCCCGGACACCCCCUCUGCCCUCUCCCCUCCCCUGUACUGGAUCCCAGGCCCCCUCAGUCCUCCCUCCCUGCUUCAUGAGCCAGCAGGAUGCGGCGUGGGUGCGCACACUCUCCGAGCGGCUCCUGGUAGCCUCGCACAAGGGCCAGGCCGACCAUGUGGUGCAGCUGAUCAACAAGGGCGCCAAAGUAGCCGUCACCAAGUAUGGCCGGACUCCGCUGCAUUUGGCUGCCUAUAAGGGCCACACCGAGGUGGCAAGGAUUCUGCUGAAGGCUGGCUGCGACCUGGACAUUCAGGAUGACGGUGACCAGACGGCUUUACAUCGAGCGGCUGUUGUGGGAAACAGUGAUGUCAUCUCAGCUCUCGUUCAGGAAGGGUGUGCACUGGACAGGCAAGACAAGGAUGGAAACACAGCACUGCAUGAGGUGGCAUGGCAUGGGUUCAGUCAGUCUGUCAAACUGCUGGUUAAGGCUGGUGCCAACAUUCUUGCUAAAAAUAAGGCUGGUAACACAGCUCUGCAUUUGGCCUGUCAGAAUGGUCACACUCAGAGCUGUAAAGUCCUGCUGCUGGGAGGAGCUCGUCCAGACAGCAGAAACAAUGUAGGUGACACGUGCCUGCACGUCUCUGCUCGCUACAACCAUGUGUGCGUGAUCCGCAUUCUGCUGGGCGCGUUCUGUUCGGUGAGCGAGAGGAAUCAGGCCGGGGACACGGCCCUGCAUGUGGCGGCCGUUCUGAAUCACAAGAAGACAGCGCGUCUGCUGCUCGAGGCUGGAACCGACAUCAACAUCCGGAACAACGCAGGACAGACUGCACUGGACCAGGCCAGAGAGCACAAUAACCCUGAAGUAGCACUGCUACUGACCAAAGCACCACAGAUUCAGAGCUUCUCCCGAGGGAGGAGUGUGAGGAAGAGGAGGGACAAGCUGAAGGCUGAAGGACGAGCACAGUCUGUCCCACGGGAUGAGAUGCUGCCGAGUAAGGAAAGCAUGUCCCCAGCAGAGGACACCCCCAGUAGUGAGCAAACAGCACGAAGACGGGGGGAACGUAGGAGCGAAACCCCUGACACCAAUGAAGAGCACCCCAAAAAGAGCCGCGACAAGAGCAAGAUCAAAGAUAAGCCGUCACUGUCGGACCCUCUCUCCAGGAGGGAGAAUAAGCGGACUGAGCAGAAGAAAAAGAGCAAAACAAGGCCUUCCCCUCCCACCGCCGUUCCUCCGCCACACAGCUACAAAGCUUAUCAGCUCUAUACACUCUACAGGGACAAAGAUGGCAAGAUCAUGCAGGCCCCUCUCAAUGGCUGCAGGUGUGAACCCCUCAUCAAUAAGCUGGAGAACCAGCUGGAGGCCACCAAAGAGGAGAUGAAAUCAGAGAUCCACACUGUACAGGAGCUCAUGAACAACAAGAUGGGACAGCUGGACCGCAAGAAUAAACACCAGAUCAGAGCUUUAGACAAAAUGACACUAGAGAGAGUGUCUGCGGAAAGGACGGAAUGUUUACAUCGCAUCGACCAGAGAGCCAAACAAGAGCGCCUGGAGGGUGAAAAGAGACAGCAGGCCUCUGUGGUGUAUGAGCUGAAGAACUGGUGCCUGUCAAAGCUGCAGCGGAUGGAGGCACGUCUGACUGCAGACCCCCGUAGUACCCCCUUGCGCCGCUCCUCCUCCCUCGCCGAGACGCUUUCCGAGUGCGGCCAGGAUGAGUGCGUGACCUCGAGUAGUCACCCAAGUGGUCAUUCAGCUGGUCCCCAUUGUCUCGUGCCCACAAGCCCGAACGAAGCCAGAGAGGGAGAGGCAGCAGGCGGCCCGCAAGAAGACGGGUCAGCCAAUCACUAUUUUGUGGUUCAGGUGGACAGCUCUCCAGAUGACAAGCAGAACAUCCGAGAUGCAUCCUGCCCGCUGGCCCAGGACAAGUCCACGCCAUCCUCUCCCCGUGUGGUGCGACCAAAAGAGCGUGCACUACUCUCUGCUGACCCCCACAGGUUGCAGAGGGAACUGCAAGACACGGGUCAGCAGGAACUGUGGUUAAAACCCAGCCGGGCCAGCAGCCUCUCGCCGGCCACAGAGCGCCGCUGCAGCAGCCGACAGAACCACGACCAGGACAAGCAGGCCAAGGAGCGAGGUAGGCACCAUAAGAGGCAUUCCCAGGGCAGGACUAAAGCCCGCGGGGGCACAAAGACCCUGGAGGUGUUUGGGGAGCAGCCGGUGAACGCCAGUGAAGCCACGUUCACACAGGAGCGAGCCAACAUGCACGCGCUGGAGGUGACGCAGUACUUCUUUGAAGCCGUGUCCACACAGAUGGAACGCUGGUAUGAGAGGAAAAUCUAUGAAGCGCGGAUGCAGGCUGACCAGCGAGCGCAGGCUGACCGGGCCGCAUUGCUGGAGAGGAUCACCUGCCUGGAGGAUGAACUGAGGCUGCUCAGAACUAACAAACAGGAGGACAGCUAACAGAUGCAGCAGCAGCUGCACAACGCCGUAAAGGCCUUUUCACAGCAAGUCUGUUUUUUUACGGAAGAAAAAGAUGCAACUUCUGAAAAUAUCCAUAUUUCACUUGAAGUCUACAUGGAGCCAGCUCCGUUUUCUGUAUUAAAUAUCAGGUUGAGCAGAGUUACACUGUUUUGAUUGCUCCAAGCCUCAAAAACCAUCCAAAAAAAGCCUUUGGAAUCACAUUUUAGAGCAUCAUUUGCCUUUUUUGCAGAAUAUGGGUAAGCCAGUCAUACUGACCAAAAUAAAAAUGAUAGAUUAGUCAUUGCUACUAUGUGCUGAAACAAUUUCUUUGGAUUUUUCCCUCGUUUUCUGAGAUUUUCAUUUAAAAAAAAGUACUUAGCAUGAGAGUUUCAGUAUGUUAAAAAAUUUUUCUUCAUCCGUAAAAAUCAGAGAAGGCCUCUAAGCUGUAGACAUGCUGGAGUAGCUUCUGUAAGACAGCUAGCCUAAUAUAUGCUGCUAACCUUGGAGUAGAAGAUGCAGGACAAGCUAACCUAUGGAUCUAAUGCCGGAUUAGGGCACUUUUUUUCCCCCCAGACAGAAAGAAACACAAACACUAAGGCUACGUUCACAUCGGUCAUAUUUCUCAGUUCUCAACUUAGAUUGGAGACUGACUUUCUUACUGGAACACAUUUGCGUUUGCAAAUCUAUUUAUGGGUAUGAAUCUUUACCCUGAAAGGACCUACAUGCACCCAUUCUCCAAAUAAAUAAGGGACAAUUUAACCAGCAAAUUUCUUAAUAAUUUAAUGGUCAAGAUGUAAACAGUCAUACUGACCGGCUUCAUGUAAAAUGCCUGUAAAAGCCACCUGUUACAAAGCUAUUACAUAAAAUGCUUACAGAUUUGCUCCCUGAUACUUAAGACUAUAAUUCUCGAUACUUUGAGAUAAAGUAUUGACCUAAAAUGAAUUUUCUGGUGGAGUGGUAUAUGAAGCACCUCUGUUUAUGAAGCAAAUAACAUCCAAAAAAAAGUGAUUUAAAGACACGCGUAGAUGCACUGGUCAUUUUGUUUAGUUAAAAAUCCUGUAUUUGCGUGGUAGUCGUCAUGACCUCUGGUUUCUAUGACCACAAGUGUAAAAAGUUCAGAGUCACUAAGGCCAUAUAACACCCUGAAUCACUCUGGUUACAUCUGAACAACUAAAUUCUACAGACAUUUUGAAAACACAUACGUGGCCAUGCAUCGGUUCUAGAAGCACAUGCGAAAUGAGCGUAUACGAAUAGAUUCCUGCAGUCUGAAAGCAGAUUAGUCACAUUUAGGCAAAAAUCCAGCCCCGUAAUGUGAACGUAGCCUUAGUUGUCAGAUGAAGAAACAGGUUUGUGGACUGGACAGUUGGAACUUAAGCUACAGUACAUGCUAUAAACAGUUCCUCUUUCUUUUAUUGCUCUCCUCACUCGGGCAUCCAUGACUCAUUGAAAGAAUUCAGUUCAACAGAUUUAAGGCCAUAGUUGUUAGUGUUUACAUAAAUGAAUUGAAAGUCGUACACUAGUAGUCAUCCAAACGUCUGUGGAGGAGCAGAAGUUUGACUAACAGUCACUUUCAAAGAAACUGAGAAACUAAUGUUGUGUAUAAGCUGUUAAGGGAGAAACCGUCGUCUUGCUAAUGAAACAUCCACAGGCACUACACUGCUGCCCAUGCUGGUGGAUAUGCUUCGUAAUAUUUGUCGUUUACUCAUUUUUGGUGCCAAAGUGAAAGUCAGAGAUGAUUUAGGCACUACAAACAACUCGUUUAGUUCAAAAUAUGACAUGCCAGUUCUCCACAGUGCGCAGGGAGAGAAUCUUCAGAGCAAAAAACAUAUUUCCAGCUUACAGUAAACAAAGUCUUUCGCUUGCCUCAGUUUUUGCAUGUGCCUGAAAUGGCAGACAUUUCACUGCACUGUGGUGACAUUUUCAUCUUGUUUUUGUACAUGUGCAUCAAAUUUACGAUUGUGUAAAAUGCUUACGCCUGACUGUUUCCCCACCAGUCAUUUAAACGACCGUGUGCAUUAGAUAUAAUAAUGUCUUAACAUGAACAAACUUGAUUUUUAUAGUCUGAGUGUUUUUAAGUCUCUAUCCUUACCGAGCUUUAACCCACAUUGAGAUGAUGCAUAGACUUACUUUAAAUCAGCUUUCUUUAACAUCUGUAUUAUCUUAAAAGCUUAAGCAGAAUUCUGUCAGUUCCACCAGUUUUUCUGCAAUUUUUGUAUAAUUAUAGUUAAGAUGCCACGAAAAUUGAGUGCUCACAGCUGUGGUGAUGGGACCCAGAUGUCCAAAGAAUGAAAUGCCUCUAAAAUCAAAGAAACUUAUUACAUGAAAUGGUUACAAAAACAUUGUCUGCUGCCUGAAACAUUGUUUUACUACAGUUUUGUUUAAAAAAUAAAUAAGAAUUUUAUUUAAUAUGUAUGUCUGAGAGGUACAUACUGGGCAUUGUAAGGCCAAAUAGAACCCAAAGAAAUCUUCAGAUUUACCCCUAUUUUACCAUCAUCAACAUUACAUAUAACACUCAGAGGACAUGUUUGUUGACCAUUUUGGAAAGUAAAUAAAAUGAUUAUUUGUGUUGUAGACAUUGCAGCCUGUGGUUCCCAUCACCAGCACUGUAAAGCAAUCUGAGGAGGUAUAUUUCUCUACAAUGAACUGUUUCAUGCAAGCCUAAAUGACUUUUACAUGUCAUCAAUUAAAUUAUGCAGAAAUUUCAAAAAAUCAUUAAAGACUGAAGUUAAACUGUGACACAUUAAAUGGGGCUGUCGCUAUAUAUUAUGACUGUAAUUGAGUAAUCAGUCUUAAUCUUAAUGACUGAGUAAUAAUAAAAAAAUAAUGAUUGAUUUAACAAUGAAUAAACUAACAUAACUUCUCAAAACAUUUCAUUUUGUUGUAACAAGAUGAACUAGAAAGCCUUUAAAAGAAAACGGUAUAUAAACGGAGCCCACCAGGCUGUUUCUUACUGUACGAAUAAUGUAAAAUAUGCAUUAUCGACAUGAAAACUGUCAUCAAGAAAGUCCAUUUGAAUCACUCAUUUCUUUUUUAAUUGAGUAAUUGAAUAAUCAGUUAAUCACAACAGUCCUACUAUUAAGUGGAACCUAACGUGCACCAACUCCACUGACUGGGAUAAGAAAUGCGAUGGUGACACAGUAAACAGGCUUUGCUAUAGUCUAUCGCAGCUCUGUCAUCUCCAUGUGCCCAUGUAACUGAUAGGAAUGUGGACUCUGGGGCAGGAGAUGAGCAGCCACAGCCCCCAGAAACACCACUGCAAACUUAUUUAAAGUGGUAGUUUGGUGAAAAACCAGUUUUCCUCCAUUUUUUUCUCUAAAUAAACAACCACAACAUGUUUGGGAGCUCAAGUUUGCUUCCUUAAUUUUGUACCAGAGCCGUGAGGCUACAAACUAAUAUGGCUAACAAGUAAUGAAAGCUCACCAAUUAGUGCAAACUGCAUGACUAAAUCAUCACAUGCUUGACUCAACCCAUAGGGGCAAUGGACAAAAGGACACUUGUCCAUUUUUAUAGAUGACAGCAUGCCACAUCAGCUACAUUAGCCUCAUAGCUCAAACUUCAGACACCAAGCACGUCUUGGAUUGACUGCAUUGUGUUGAACUGACCUGCCAGAUUAUCAUUUCAACAUGAAUUGCAGUUGAUAAAACUAUUACAGGUCAGUCUGAAUGUAGGCCUUAAACAGUGCAGCUCAACAGAAAGAGGUGCUGUUUUGAGCUGGUUAUACGAAGGGAAUCAUUUCUCAAAUAUUUUUAGGUUUUAUGGAAAAUGAGCAGCAGAUUUAUACAUUUCAGCCCAAAAGCAAGAACAUUUUCUUUCAGUUUUCAUUUCUGUAACACAAACAUUGUAAUAGGGCAUAUAUGCAUGUACAUGCUUAUACGAGUAACUGCUAUGAUGUGGCAUUAGUGCUAAAAUGGUUUAUUUUCCAGAUGUUCAUUGUUGUGACACGUGUGUGGAAGGUCAAUGUUGUAUGGAAAUGUGUUGGAUAUUAAAAGGUAACUUUCUCUGUAAAAUAAAGCUAUGAAAUACAGAUUUUUAUAAAGAAAUCAGAAGUG